GAGGUCAGGACGAUAUUUUGAGUGCACUGGGGGCGAAGCUGUGCUUUCCGCCUGGAGGUUGUGUGUUUUCUUUUAGUUCGUCUAUUUAAAUUUCUGUAGUCUCUGACGAUGACCUCAGAGGUCGGGAACCAGCUGGAGAAUUCCACUGAUGUGACUCAAAGUGUGGAAGAGGAUCCACCAAUAGACCUUCCCCUACUGCAUGCUGAUACUUUGGUUGGUGAUGUGAGACCUUACUUUAAAAGUGUGCCAACAGGAUGUUGGGCAAUCCUGUUAACAUUUCUGCAUGUUGCUUUUGUGGCUCUGGCAUAUACUUUGGUUUUUUUAUGUGUAACAUCAUCUGGCAAUUGUAGUAAUGUCCUUGGGUCUUUCAAACCUGUGACUGUUGUUAUAAUUGCAAAAGUUGUCCUUUGGACCCUGCAUGCUGUCUUUGAAUUUUACUUGCAAACUCAACACUCCAAAGUCAGAAACAGAGGCUAUCUGGCACUAUACCGUUCCAUAAAGCAUUUGAAACACCUGCCACUUUUCAUUCAUUCUACAGGAACUGCAGUUAUCCUACUUAUACUUGCGGUGCAGCUGUCUUUUGAACUGAAAGGACUCUUGAUAUACGUAAUUCUUGGAGUCUUGACAGUGGAGCUUUUCUGUUCCUCAGCAUGCCUCGUCAUUUACACAGUGAGGAUAACAAAGUUCAAUAGAAUGAAACCUUGUCCUGACAUCCAAGAGGAAGAGGGAAGACACAGAUACCCUAAUCGCAGUAAUAUUCUGUCAGAAACUGGAUUCAGGGAUGGAACAAGCUUGGAAAAUCUGGUCGAAAAGCAAGCAGACCUCAUAGAUUACUUAAAAAUGCACAAUGUGCAGUUAAGUAAAAAACUACUGGCCUUAAUAUCCCAGCAAGUGCGAGACUGAGUUUCGGAAAGCUCUAAAAUCUAAUGAAGGAAUGAAAGAAGGCACAGAUGUGCUUUGAAUCUUCAACCAGUGGGAUAUUUUCAAAUGUGGAAUUUGAGUGUAAAUUGUUUAAGUAUCUUGAAGUUGCCUUGUAUUGAUUUGGGAAGACGAAGUUUGCUACAAGCAUCUUGUUUUCAUUUUUAAACAUCUGUUAUAUAAAUCAAUCAUGGCAAAAUUAGCAUGGCAGAUUUAACUUGCUGAACCUGUGCCAAAAGACCUUGUUGUGAACUAUAAUGCAGAAUAAUUCUGCAUUUGUAUGUGAAGAUUUUUCUCCCUGUUUUUGCAAUAUUGACCUUCAUUUGCUAUAGCACUGUUGGAAGAUUUGUCUUCUGAAAAUGGUUUUCUUUAAUAAAUGUUUAAGCUAUGAAGAUGUAAAGAACAUUAAGCUCCUCUUGAACUGUGCUGAGUAUCUUAGUUUGAAUUUGUGCUGAUAUGUUAGUCUCUUCAAUACAAUGAUAUGAACUUCUGGGGACCUGAGUACACAUUUUUUUACUGAUCUAAGAGGGGGGUGGGGGAAAUUUUUUCUAUUUUGAAAGACUAUGCUGAUCAAGAAUUUCAAAUUAACCACUGUAAUUCAGUAGUUUGUGAGAACAACUAUAUCCCAGUAAGAUCGAUCAUUAAAGAAGAGCUGAGAACUGGACAAUGUAGUACUUUUUGAUUAAUGAACUCCUGUAAACCUAGCUUUGCUUUUCUGUGCUAUUUCCUUGAACAAUGCUAUUCUCAGAGUAUUGUAUUGAAACAGUACCUUGAACUUGUUUAAUAAAGGA
Mobula hypostoma (lesser devil ray) is the source of this 1709-nucleotide messenger RNA. RefSeq names its product transmembrane protein 192 (gene tmem192). The transcript is spliced from 6 exons. The coding region runs from base 109 to 903 and encodes 264 amino acids. NCBI's taxonomy places the organism in Eukaryota, Metazoa, Chordata, Chondrichthyes, Myliobatiformes, Myliobatidae. The record is from RefSeq and is a predicted model, not a curated record. Gene Ontology annotation, cellular component: lysosomal membrane; late endosome.